Drosophila kikkawai is the source of this 463-nucleotide messenger RNA. RefSeq lists its product as uncharacterized. NCBI's taxonomy places the organism in Eukaryota, Metazoa, Arthropoda, Insecta, Diptera, Drosophilidae. The record is from RefSeq and is a predicted model, not a curated record.
UUCCGCGCAUAGUCCAAGCAGCUCUUUCCGCGUUCGGUUCGCAUCUCCACCAGAAGUAUUCCUGCAGUUCCCGUAGUUCCUUUCCCCUCUUUGAAUCACCAUGUGGUCGAAGGUUGCCAUCAGCGGAGCCCUGCUAGUCAUGGGCGGCGUGCUCUCCAUCAGCGUGGUGGACAACUUUGCCUAUGUGGAUCGCUCCCUGCCAGUGGCCAUGCCGCAGGCCAAGGGUCUGGUGGCCAAGGAUUAAGGCUACGACUUGGAGGAAGCAGCAGUGUAGUCCAAGUGUGGCCUUGGGAAAGUCUUAACUAUUCCAGCUUGUCUUUAAGCUCGACUUAGUUGAGGUUUCCCCAAAAAAAGAAAGAACAAUUCAGCUUUAAUUUAUGUUUUUUGUUUUAUUUUUUUUGUUUAAUAUAACAUAAAUCAUUAAGUUCUUAAUGUGUAAGCAAUAAAAUAUUUAAGAUCUAAA